GACAUUCUGGUUAAGGGCAUUCUGCUGUUUUGCCAUUGCUUGAUGAUCAUAUUCCUGUUCCUGUUUUGUGUGCUUCCUGUUAAGCUGAGAGCAAGCAUGGAGCAGGCCAGAUCUACCUGCCAUGUUCUAAUAAAUAUACCAAAAGUUCCAGGGUGUAUCUGACUACUUACCUGAACUAACACAGUAGAAUCAUUAACCCACUGCUAGCCAGCAGUUUAUUACAGUGGCAACGAGGAUUUGUGUUACUGGACUCAGAAACAGACUCAGCUGCAGAGCAAACAGGCUGCACAGGCUGCAUAAUUCUUCUCUGCACAGUGAGUAACUUCUUACAAUGUCUGCCAUUGGGAAAGUCCCAGAGUUUUCAGAAUCUGCUGAAGAAUUUGAGCCUUAUUUGGAAAGAUUUGAGAGAUGGCUGUCUGCAAAUGAUGUUAGUCAGGAAAAGAAAGCAGAUAUUUUACUUGCUACACUACCAGCAAAAACCUACAGUCUCCUUAAAACUCUUAUAACUCCUGCAAAGGCCACUGAAUUGUCAUAUGAGAGAAUAACAGAGACCCUCUCUCAGCAUUAUAAACCCCAGCGUAUCAUCAUUGCUGAACGCUUUAGAUUUUAUGGGAGAAAUCACAACAUGGGGGAGAGCCUUGCAGACUAUAUUUUGGAUUUAAAACGGCUAUCUGCCUCCUGUGAAUUUGGUACAUUCCUGGAUCAGGCUUUGCGAGAUAAGUUUGUGUGUGGCCUCCAUGAUGAGUUCUACCUGCAUAAGCUGCUAAAUGAAACAGAUCUCACCUUCAAGUCUGCUUGUAACAUUGCCUUGGCUAUAGAAUUAACCAGGAGUGACUCUCAGCAAUUCAAAGAGCUAAAUAGUUGUUCAUUUACAGAUCUCCCUAAAAUAACUACAUGGUCUAAACCCACUUCACCAAAUUCACCACAACCACCUACAAUGUCAGUUACAGGCGAGCAAGCAUUUCAGACACAAAGGGUCAAUUCAUGCUACCGCUGUGGGGGCCAGCAUCAGCAACAGAACUGCAGAUAUAAAUCAGAAACCUGUAGAAAUUGUGGGAAGUUAGGUCACAUUGCUCGUGUCUGCAGGAGCAAACCAGGCAGGCGCAGGGCGCAAUACGUGACUAAUUGUGACCGUCAGGAAAGUGACUGCACAGACCUGAAUACAGUCAAUACUACGCAUAGGGGAGAUGAUGGCAUACAUAUUAAGCUGGAAAUUGAUGGGCAUCCAGUAAACAUGUUACUGGACACAGGUGCAUCUGUAUCACUAAUAUCAGAGUUUGUUUACAAGAACUGUUUAGGUGGAAUAGCAUUGCAGAACUCACCUUUACACCUCACGUCUUAUACUGGAGAGAAGAUUCCUGUACUUGGACAGAUCCAAGCGCCAGUCACAUAUGAAGGUCAGUCAUUUAUAUUGCCUUUAGUGGUUGUGAAGAGUGACAGGCCCACUCUUUUGGGCAGAAAUUGGUUGAAGCACUUAAAGCUGAAUUGGGCUAAAAUAUUUACUAUCAAACAAACUGAAGCUACCUUUCACAAAAAUCUGGAACAGGUCCUGAGUAAACAUGACUCUCUCUUUAAGGAAGACUUUGGCAGUAUUAAGGGGCUAAAGGCAACUAUCACUGUAAAUUCAGGUGCAAAGCCCAUUUUUCAUAAGCCACGUCCCUUGCCAUAUGCCCUUAAAGAACCUGUGGAGAAAGAACUAGAAAGAAUGGAACAUUAUGGUAUUGUGUCACGUGUCAAACACAGCAGCUGGGCUGCCCCAAUUGUAGUGGUCCCCAAAAAGGACAAAACUAUUAGACUUUGUGGUGACUACAAGGUCACUGUCAAUCGCUGUAUUGAACCAGAACCUUACCCACUACCAAAUGUAGAGGACUUGUUUGCUACACUUGCUGGAGGUAAAUAUUUUAGCAAGAUUGAUUUAUCAAAUGCCUAUCAACAGCUAGAGCUGGACCCAGAUUCAAAGACAUUCCUUACCAUCAACACACACAAGGGUUUAUUCCAAUACCAGCGCUUACCAUUUGGAGUAUCUACAGCACCAGCAAUUUUUCAGCAUGCAAUGGAUCAGAUUCUUCAAGGAAUCGAUCAUGUGGUCUGUUUUCUGGAUGACAUUUUAAUUACAGGUUCAUCUGUUGAAGAGCAUUUGGCAUUGUUAGAUAAGGUUUUAUCAAAAUUAAAAGCAUCUGGGGUGCGAGUAAAAUUGUCCAAGUGUCACUUUCUCCAGGAGUCUGUAGAAUACUUAGGAUACCGCAUAGAUGCACAAGGUCUUCACCCAACAGAAACAAAGUUAACUGCUAUUGUUAAUGCACCUUCACCUUCAAAUGUGUCUGAACUACGCUCUUUCUUAGGACUGCUAAAUUACUAUGGACGAUUCCUUCCAAAUCUGUCAACAUUGUUGCAACCCUUACAUGAACUUUUGCAGAAAGAUACCAAGUGGGUUUGGUCAGCACAGUGUGAAAAAGCAUUUCAGGAUGCAAAGCAAAGACUAACCAACAGCAAGUGGCUAGCACACUAUGACCCUAGUAAGCCACUUAGAUUAGCAUGUGAUGCCUCACCCUAUGGAGUUGGAGCAGUUAUAUCACAUAUACUGCCUAAUGGAGAAGAACAUCCAAUUGCUUUUGCGUCUAGAACCCUAACACAAACAGAGCGCAACUAUGCUCAAAUAGAGCGGGAGGCACUAAGUAUUAUUUUUGGAAUAAAAAAAUUUCAUAAAUAUCUUUAUGGAAGGAAGUUUUCAUUGGUCACUGAUCACAAACCACUUCUGGCCAUUCUUGGGCCAAAAUCAGCAAUUCCAACACUGGCAGCACUUCGAAUGCAAAGGUGGGCACUACUCCUCUUGGCAUAUGAUUAUGAUAUUGUAUAUAGACGUUCUCAGGAUCAUGGGAAUGCAGAUGCUCUAUCGCGGCUUCCAUGCCCAUAUACAACAGAUGUUCAGGACGAAAGUGUCAUUUUUCAAGUUUCAUUUGCAGACGAACUACCUAUUUCUUGUAAAGAUAUUGCAGCUGCUACAAGUCGUGAUCCUCUUCUGGCGAAAGUGUGGGACUUUACUUCCACAGGCUGGCCAAACUACAGCUCUGACAAAAUCCUUAAGCCAUAUUUUGAAAAGAGAGAUGAGCUUUCCAUGGAUCAAGGUUGCUUACUGUGGGGGAUCCGGGUUGUCAUUCCCCCAAAAUAUCGUCAGAGGCUCUUGCAUGAACUUCACGAAGGCCAUCCAGGUGUAAACAGGAUGAAAGCACGAGCUCGUGGUUACCUGUGGUGGCCAGGCCUGGAUCAAGAUAUAGAAAAUUUUGUAAGUCAGUGUACUGCUUGUGCUUCUGUACAAAAUCAGCCACCCACUGCACCCCUUCACCCAUGGACAUGGGCCACAUCGCCGUGGGAAAGAAUCCAUAUUGACUAUGCUGAAAUAAACCAGCAAACAUUUCUUUUGGUUAUCGACAGCUAUUCCAAGUGGUUGGAGGUGUUACCCACUAAAAUAAGUACAAGCGAGAAAACGAUUACUUUGCUGCAUAAUUUGUUUGCAUCCUAUGGUCUGCCAAAGGAAUUGGUUUCGGAUAAUGGACCUCAGUUCACAUCUCAGGAAUUCCAGUAUUUCUUGAAACAAAAUGGUAUCAAGCACAAAUUGACCCCACCUUAUCACCCAGCUUCAAAUGGUGCUGCUGAACGGGCGGUUCAGACAUUUAAAAAAGCGUGGAUGAAACACUCAGUAGCCAGUGAGUCUGCUGGCACUACAGGAGAGUUGAGACUUUGUCGAUUUCUGUUUAGUUAUAGGAAUAUUCCACAUUCAGUUACUGAAAGUACCCCAGCGGAACUAUUUUUAAAGAGGCACCUCCAAAGCAGGUUGGAUUUGUUUAAACCCUCUUUAGCUGAUACAGUGGAGAAACAUCAGAAGCAACAAGUCAGAGCACAUAAUAGCUCCAGACAAAGACACAAAGACUUUUACCCAGGUGAUAAGGUCUUGGUUCGAGAUUUCCGCCACUCAGGGUGCCUUUGGUCUCCAGGGACCAUUUGUCAUAGAAGGGGUCCCCUGACGUAUGAGGUGCAAAUUGGUAACUGUCACGUUCAUGUCCAUGUGGAGCAUCUGGUUCCAGAUAAGAGUGUGUCACCCGUACCUCCUUCAUUUUCUACAAUUGACUUUCAAGUACCUGUAGCGCCCUUACAGGAAUUACCAGAUGUCAACAAUCGCUCUAAUCCAAUCAGUGCUACAGCCUCUGAGUGUGAACGGAGGUAUCCGAUACGAGCACGCAAACCUCCUGAGAGACUGGACUUAUAA
Molecule: messenger RNA, 4264 nt
Organism: Xenopus laevis (African clawed frog)
Lineage: Eukaryota; Metazoa; Chordata; Amphibia; Anura; Pipidae
Exons: 1
Coding region: 332-4264 (1310 amino acids)
Source: RefSeq, a predicted model, not a curated record